GGGUCGGAGCACGUUGCUAGUGGGCGCGGCUGGCCUGGGCAGUGGAGGCCUAGCGUUUGCUGGAGUCCCGUGGUUCCGCACCCUGCCCUACGCUUGGCGGAGUCGCCCUGCUGAGGCAGCUCCUAACGCCCAGUGCGGUAGGAAUCCGUGGAGACGUCCCACAUCCUGAGAGUCUCUGUGGAGCUGAAAUCCAUCACUGUCCUUCAAAAUGCAAUGGAAUGUACCACGGACUAUGUCUCGGCUGUUACUCAGGACAUUCUUGGAAGCACAGAAAGCCAGGCUGUUUGACCACCAUCGGAGCAUAAAAGGACCGUUACUUGUGCAUAGAGGUGAAUACAGAGUGGCUUGGACACCGCACCUUCGAAAGCAGUGGCUUCAUUUAUCUGCUGUUCAGUGCCUUGCAAAGCAAAGGAAUCUGUUAGAUGCUCAGCCACCCCAGCGGGGGGCCCUUCCCCAGGGACGAUGGGAGCAGGAUAUUUUAUCCAAGAGGGUUUUAUCUUCCAGUUCCACAAGCCAGGAAACUCCGUCAGAAAAAAAGGAAGAACCAGAUCCUUUACAAGACAAAUCUAUUAAUCUGUAUCAACGAUUUAAGAAAACAUUUAGGCAGUAUGGAAAAGUUUUAAUUCCUGUGCAUCUAAUAACGUCCGGGAUUUGGUUUGGGACAUUUUACUAUGCAUCUAUAAAAGGAGUGAAUCUCAUCCCUUUCCUAGAGUUCCUUGGGUUACCUGACAGUGUAGUAGACAUCCUGAAAAACUCCCAAAGUGGGAAUGCACUGACGGCCUACGCCAUGUUCAAGAUCGCCACGCCUGCCCGCUACACUGUGACCCUGGGAGGAACCUCCUUCACUGUAAAGUAUCUGCGAAGUCAUGGCUACAUGUCGACCCCGCCGCCCGUCAAGGAGUAUCUGCAGGGCAGAAUGGAAGAGACGAAGGAGCUCAUCACAGAGAAAAUGGAGGAGACGAAGGAUAGACUCACUGAAAAGUUACAGGAAACCAAAGAAAAAGUCUCUUUUAAGAAAAAAGUGGAAUAAGGGUGCCUUAUUACAGAAAAUCCUACACUUUAACCCUCUGUAGACUCUGGGCAAAGACCAUGUUUCUGAUUUUUUUUUUUUUUUCUCUUUUUUGGUUGCCUGCCUAAAUGUAUUCAUUCUCUGAGGGUUGGGUUAAAGAACAAAGAUAGUUGUUUUUUUUUAAAGUUAUGUAACAGUAGGGGGGAUCAAUGUUUUUCAAAAUGAAGAAAUGAACCCAGCACAAAUUUUAUAUGAGUUGCAGCAAUAAGCAGUAGUUAAUGUCCUAGAAAUCAGAGUGCUUUUUCCGUGUCCUCAGAGUCAAAUUUGCUUCAUGUUCUCUGACAUCUGCAGUAAGUGUGUGCUGGUCAGUCCACUCCUAAAGGAAAAGUCACUAAGUGUACACAGUUCUGUGGGAAUGAACUUACACCGUUCAAACUGUGGAUAAAGAGACUAGAGCAGUUCCCUACCAGUUACCAUGUAGAUCUCAUUUCAAGAAGCUCAUGUAAAGAAUCAGUCUUCUAUUUAUAAAUAAGAUGUAUUGGCUAUGUAA
This is a messenger RNA of Rattus rattus (black rat), 1559 nucleotides long. It is a transcript of the gene Mims1, whose product is annotated as family with sequence similarity 210 member A. Bases 209 to 1030 code for a protein of 273 amino acids. The transcript is spliced from 4 exons. Lineage: Eukaryota; Metazoa; Chordata; Mammalia; Rodentia; Muridae. Gene Ontology annotation, cellular component: mitochondrion. The record is from RefSeq and is a predicted model, not a curated record.